UGAGCCGGUCCCGUCAGUUUGCGUGUAAACUGGCGAGAGGUAGCUCGCGUCUCGUUUAUUCUUUACGUGAAACUUUAAAACUUGUGUAUAACUCACUGCAUUCGUUGUGACAAUCAACACUCUUGUCUGAAUUUGGACGAUUUUGAGGUUCAAAAUGAGGGGCUUUAAAAGCCUCGUACUCCUGCAGCUGGUGUACAUAACCAGCUGUAUGGACCAGCUGCACAUUGUUUACGAGUGGACACAGCUGGACUUCCAAUUCCCGACCCUGGAUGAUAGGCACCAGGCGAUCAGCAACGGCACCUUCAUCCCUGAGAACAAUAUGCCGAUGGGUAUCGAAGUAUACGGUGAUAGAAUGUUCAUCACCGUACCAAGAUGGCGGAAUGGAGUGCCUGCGAGUUUAACGUAUAUUAAUUUGAAAGAUAAUUCUACAGUGUCACCUAAACUGAUCCCGUAUCCGAACUGGGGGGCGCAUAUCCCCGGACUUGACGGCAAACCUGAAAUCGUCUCUCCCUUCAGAGUGCGAGCAGACAAAUGUAAUAGACUAUGGAUGGUAGAUAACGGAAAGAUAAAUAAUCUAGGAAACGACACUACUAAAUAUCCACCAGCGAUUUUAAUCUAUGAUCUAACAACGGAUACGUUACUCCGGAAAUACGUGAUACCAGCAGACCAAGUUAAAGAAGAUUCUGGUUUCGCGAACAUCGCAGUUGAAGAUAGAGAUUGUGAUAAUACCUAUGCGUAUGCUGGUGAUGUUGGCAAAGCUGGUAUUGUAGUCUACUCGUGGGCGAAGAAUGAUUCCUGGAGGAUAUCCCAUCACUUCUUCCAUCCGGAUCCUUUAGCGUGCGACUUCAGCGUUAAAGGUUACAACUUCAGUUGGACGGACGCCAUCUUUGGUUUAGGUCUUUCCGGAGCUAAUGCUGAUAAUUAUAGUACGUUGUAUUUCCAUCCGAUGGCUAGUUACAAUGAGUUUGCAGUCUCUACUGAAUAUUUGAGAAAUCAAUCUUUAGCUGAAAGUAAUUUCGAUGCGUUCAAAUUGCUUGGGAGUAGAGGUCCUAAUGCACAGUCUAGUGUGUCCUUUGUUGAUCCGAAAACUGGUGUUUUGUUUUAUUCUCUGGUGAAUUUGAAUGCUGUCGCGUGCUGGAGGACAACAAAUAAGAAUUAUAAUAUGAAGAAUCAAGGUAGAAUUUAUAUGAACGAUGAGACGAUGAUUUAUCCGACAGAUAUUAAAGUUGACUAUAAUGAUAAUCUUUGGAUUCUGUCUAAUAGGAUGCCUAUUUGGAUGUAUGGACAAUUGGAUCCAAAUGAAGUGAAUUUUAGAGUGUUUUCCGCUCCAGUAGUAGACGCAAUCAGUCAUACUGCUUGUGAUAUCACACCCAGAUCUGAUAUACUCGAUAAGUUUGUUAAUAAAAUUAAGAAUGUUACAAAUAAAAUUGCCGCAAAAGUAAAACCUAAUUCCGCGGCAAUUGCUUCACCAUUUUCAUUGUUUACUUUAGCUGCAAGUUGGAUUUUCGCUUUUGUGAUUUUUGUCUAAUUUAAAAAUUAUUUUUAUAUGGUAACGUAUUGUAAAAAUUCCCGAACGAUAUAAAUCACAAUGAUCGUUUUGAUUGUAAUUCUCGUUUUAAUACAUUUAAAUUAAUAUAAAAUUAAUCAAAUCGACAUUUAAAGGGGAAAUAUCCAUUUUACAAUAUUCUUUGUAAACGUGAUUUUUGUAAGAUUGAUAUCCCUUAAAAAUUUUAUUUAACAACAUUAUGUUAUGGCUUGUUUGAAACUUUUGUUCCACAAAAUUAUUUUAAAAACAUAUAUCUCAAAAUUAUUAUUGUAAGUGGACAGUUUAUUUUAAGGUUAUAUUUAUAAUAUGUUUUAUCUUUAGAAAUGAGUGUUAUGAGAUAAGUGUAUAAAAAAAAAACAAUUCUCAGAAUUUUUUUCUUAAACAUUGUCAGUUGUUUUUUUAAAGAUUCCGUGGCCUGGAUGCUGGUCUUAUAAGUCAUCAGUGUAUUGUACUAUUAGAACCGUUCGGAUAUUUUGCUCAACAAUGUACUAAACAAAACAAUUCUUGUUAUUUUUUUAAACAUGUCAUUAUAUCCGGUGUAACCGGCGGUUUUGUAUAUGUACGUUACCGUUCUAUUUAUUGUGAUGAUAAAAUUAAGUAUAUAGGAUAGACUGUACUUACUGAAAGUUUGUGCCUUAAAAUUUUAGAAUAGCGUCCCCAAAAUGGCGUAGCUAUUUGUAAAUAUGCUGUUAUAAUGGCUAUAAUAAAUGCUGUAAGCUA
Messenger RNA from Papilio polytes (common Mormon), 2266 nucleotides. RefSeq names its product protein yellow (gene yellow-f). The transcript has 3 exons. The record is from RefSeq and is a predicted model, not a curated record. The coding region runs from base 155 to 1528 and encodes 457 amino acids. Gene Ontology annotation, cellular component: extracellular region. NCBI's taxonomy places the organism in Eukaryota, Metazoa, Arthropoda, Insecta, Lepidoptera, Papilionidae.